AUGGUAUCCAGCGCAGAUAUUGGCUACUUGCGUCGAUGUGUGAACCUAGCCCGCGAAGCGGUUGAGGCGGGUGACGAUCCGUUCGGGUCAGUGCUUGUAGAUGCCACCGGCAAGAUUCUCAGGGAGGAUCGUAACCGAUGCAACACUGAGGCAGACGUCACCUUGCAUCCGGAGUUCACGCUGGCCAUUUGGGCCCAAAAGCACCUGACGCCCGCCGACCGCGCUACUGCCACCGUCUACACUUCUGGUGAACACUGUCCAAUGUGCACGAGUGUGCACGCAUAUGCGGGUUUGGGACGAAUCGUCUAUGCUAGCUCGUCAGCUCAACUUAUUCUGUGGAGGACGCAAUUAGGCUUGAAAGCUGGACCGGUGGUUCCGCUCCCAGUCAAUCAGGUUGCGCCGGGCCUGAUCGCUGACGGCCCGGCUCCAGGUCUGGAUGAAGAGGUUCAUGAGCUGCAUCGCCUGAAGCAUGCUCGAGAGAUAGCCGAAUCAUAG
Penicillium lagena is the source of this 495-nucleotide messenger RNA. RefSeq names its product nucleoside deaminase. The coding region runs from base 1 to 495 and encodes 164 amino acids. Gene Ontology annotation, biological process: tRNA wobble adenosine to inosine editing. NCBI's taxonomy places the organism in Eukaryota, Fungi, Ascomycota, Eurotiomycetes, Eurotiales, Aspergillaceae. Gene Ontology annotation, molecular function: tRNA-specific adenosine-34 deaminase activity. The record is from RefSeq and is a predicted model, not a curated record. The transcript has a single exon.